AUGCUUACCGUCGCACUUAGAGCCGAAGUGAAAUACACAAGACCGCGGAAAUCACCCAAAGAGAGCCAGCCGAGUCCUGCUAGCCAAGGAACUGACGGGCCAGUCAUCAGAACAUCUCAAAGCCUUCCGUCGCCCACGUCGCCUACUAGGCCAGGCGCAUCAGAUUAUUACUUGACCCUUGCACGGCAACGUCUCACAGCUAUCAGUCCAGAUGGAAGUGUCCCACAAGAACAAGAUCACGAUGUAGAGCCAGCUGGAAUGGUCCGCAUGAAGUUCCUCGUUCAACAAUGCAUCAACACCACUGGAACCUCUUUAUCAACACUCUCACUGAGUGACUGGAUGCAGGUAAUUCAAGUCUAUGAGGACGAAAUUGGCCUUCAAUACCCGUUUCUUGAUAUCCAGGAACUACAAGAGACGAUACGUUCCACCAAACAAGGGACCACACAGGGGCGUUCCGAAAGACAUGACGCGCAUAUCUCGGGGCGUCGAUACCAGGAGCGCCUUGACGACAUUUUAACUCUCAUUUUCUAUACUGUAUCGAUUUUGGCCGACCCUGCUUCAGCUGAAAGGUCCAAGCCCUCUGUUGAGUCUAUCUACGGAGGUGCUGUUGCUCGGUCCCAGCUCGGAAACCUAAACGAAGAUGAUCUGGUCUUGAUAAUCUUGGGCAGCAUAUUCUUCUUUCUCGGGGAUCAAGAGAUUCUGGCCUGGAGAGGAAUCGGUAUGGUGUUUCGACUGCUCCAAGAGUUGGAAGACACACCCGACAAGCUACAGUCUCGUGUAUUACCAAAUGACAAAGGAGUGAUAAGUCCCGAGUUCUACUGGUCGGUGUACACCCUCGAUCGACGAUGGAGCUUUGGAACUGGUCUGCCGUUUGCAGUUCAAGACUCGGAUGUCAGAUAUCGUCCAAGCUUAAAGGACAAUUCCCUCUCUUGUGGCUACCUGAAGUCGAUGGUUGCAUACUGCGAAAUCUCGUCCGAGGUCCAGAAAUCGAUCCUUGAGACACCGCAGUCUAUCGUAUCAGGGUCUAAACGCGAUUUUCUCAACUUCCGAGUCGUACAAUGGCAACAAAACCUACCACAGGGUCUUUGCUUUUCUGGUAUUGACGACAAGUUUGACCCAGCCAAGGAAAAGCGCGGAGAGUACAAGAUGCGUCUCGCUCUUUAUUUGAGGGCCAACCAAAUGCGCAUCAUCAUUCACAGAAAGUUCAUGGCGCGCUCAGAGCUGAACACGAUUGACGCGACUGAAGCGAAUGUCAUGGCUUCAAUCACUCGAGACUCGAUCAGGGUCUUAAUGCAACUGGCCCGGGAUACGGACAUCUACAUUGCCCAGCAAAAGACGUUUAACCACUUUUUAGAAACCGCAUUGUCGUCUCUUCUCUUGAUAAUGUGCUCUACUGAGGACUUGAAGAGGUUUUCCUACCUUUCCGAUGUUGUGGAGGCACUGGAGCUGGUCGAACAGCUCGCAAGUCAGUCUGCUAUUAUGCAAAAUAUGUGGUGCAAGAUGCAGAGCAUCAAAGAAGCCAUCAAGGAUAUCCAGACUAAACUAUCUGGUGAAACAUCAUCACACUGCGGUCAAGCCGACAAGGAACCUCACGAGGCUGGCGUGGUGGAACAAGAACCACAGAUCGCGAUUGGGCCGAUGUCUCCCACCGAGAUGAUGAUGGUCGCCACCGCCAUCCCGCCAGCACCUAAUUUGAUGGAAGAAUUUGACAGCUUUGAAGCUUUGGAGGAAGCUGGAGGACUCAAUUUUGCAAAUUUUCCAGAACUUGGGCAAUUCUUGCAGGAGUAUGAGAACUUUUAUUUUUGA
This is a messenger RNA of Fusarium keratoplasticum, 1806 nucleotides long. RefSeq names its product Fungal-trans domain-containing protein. The transcript is spliced from 3 exons. NCBI's taxonomy places the organism in Eukaryota, Fungi, Ascomycota, Sordariomycetes, Hypocreales, Nectriaceae. Gene Ontology annotation, cellular component: nucleus. The record is from RefSeq and is a predicted model, not a curated record. Gene Ontology annotation, molecular function: RNA polymerase II cis-regulatory region sequence-specific DNA binding; DNA-binding transcription factor activity, RNA polymerase II-specific; zinc ion binding. Gene Ontology annotation, biological process: positive regulation of transcription from RNA polymerase II promoter by galactose; DNA-templated transcription. The coding region runs from base 1 to 1806 and encodes 601 amino acids.